UAUAUUGGUGAAGGGGUUUUGUGAUAUUGGGAUGGUUGAAUAUGCUGAAUGGGUCUUGGAAAAUUUGGUUAGCGGGGGGACUAGCAGGGAUGUGAUAGGUUUGAACAUUUUAAUUAAUGGUUAUUGCAAAGGUGGUGAGGUGAGUCAGGGACUCGAGUUGAUGGAUGUCAUGAAAGGGCGGGGUUUGUUGCCUGAUAUUGUUAGUUAUAACACCUUGAUCAAUGGGUUCUGCAGGGCCGGUGAUUUUGUUAAGGCUAACAGCCUUGUUGAAGAAAUUUCUAGGAUUAGUACUACACAAGAUGGAGAGGGCUGUGGGGAUUUGCAAGCAAAUCUCAUUACAUACACUACACUCAUGAGUUCGUACUGUAAGAAUAAAAGCCUUGACGAAGCAUUCUCCUUGUAUGAGGAGGCGGUCAUGAAUGGGUUUUUGCCUGAUGCUGUUACUUAUGGUUCGAUUGUGAAUGGCCUGUGCAAAUGCAGUAGGUUGAGCGAAGCAGGGAUUCUCUUAGGAGAGAUUGAGGAUAUGGGGAUCGAUCCUAAUCCUAUUGUGUUCACUACUCUGAUUGAUUCCAAUCUGAAGAAUAGGAAAUAUGUGGAUGCUUUUGCACUUGUAAGCCAAAUGGUAGUCCGUGGAAUUGUUUUUGACGUGGUUGCGUACACUUCUUUGAUGGAUGGGCUUUUCAAAUUGGGCAAAAUUGGGGAGGCAGAGAAGCUUUUUAGGACUAUGAUGAAUGACGGUCUAGUUCCGAAUUACAUCACCUAUUCUGCAUUGAUCAACAACUGGUCCAAGUUAGGAGAUAUGGAUGUAAUAGAACGGACACUAGAAAAGCUGGAUAAUGAAAAUAUUCCAACAAAUAUCAUUACAUAUACUUCCAUCAUAUGCGGCUACAUUAAGAGAGGCAUGUUUGAUGGAGCUGUUAGUAUCAUGAAGAGGAUGGAUCAGCUAAAAAUAUCGCCAAACAUAUAUACUUAUGCUGCUCUAAUUGAUGGCUUUUUUAAAGGAGGUAGACAAGAGGUUGCUCUUGAUCUUUACAGUGAAAUGAAAAGUAGGGGUUUGGAAGAAAAUGAGUUUGUAGUUGAUGCUAUCGUGAACAACUUGAAAAGGGAAGGAAAGAUGGAGGAAGCUGAAGAGCUCAUUAAGGAUGUAAUAUCUAGAGGACUGUUGCUUGAUCGAGUGAAUUAUACAUCUUGGAUGGAUGGCUUGUUCAAGGUAGGGAAGGAGUCCGAUGCCUUAAGGCUCGCUCAGGAAAUGAUGGAAAAAGAAGUUGGGUUGGAUGUUGUUGCAUAUAAUGUGUUGAUCAAAGGUCUUUUGAAGCUUGGCAAAGAUGAACUGGAAUCAGUGUUUGCUGAAAUGAGAGAUUUUGGUUUGACUCCAGACCAUGCUACAUACAAUACGAUGAUAAAAGCAUGUAUUGAGAAAAGGAACUUGGAUAAUGCUCUCAAACUUUGGGAUGACAUGGAGAUCUCAGGUUUAACUCCAAACCUGAUUACAUAUAACAUUCUCGUGAAGGGACUAUGUGAAACUGGCCUGAUAGAAAAAGCAUUCUAUGUGGUAAACAAGAUGUGCAACCAUGGUUUAUGCCCUACCUUCACUAUGUAUAGGGCUUUGCUAGAUGCAUCUUCAAAAGGCAGGAGGGCCGAUGCAGUUUGGCAAAUGCACAAGAAACUUUUGGGAAUGGGCCUUGCACUCAACCAGGCAGUGUGCAACUACCUCAUAAUUACAUUUUGCAGGCUUGGGAUGACCAAGAGAGCCACUUUGGUUUUGGAAGAUAUGAAGAAAAAGGAAAUCCCAUGUGAUAUAAUUACAUACAAUGCCUUGAUUCUUGGGUAUUGCAAGGAAGCCAUCUGAAUAAAGCUUUCGCUUUAUACUCUCAAUUGUUGGUUGAAGGGGUUUCUCCAAAUAAUGCGACGUACAAUACUCUUAUGGGUGGUCUGGCAUCUAAUGGUUUGAUGAGAGAAGCAGAUGAAUUAUUCGGUGAAAUGAAAAGAAACGGCUUACUUCCUGAUGCUAUGACGUACAACACUUUGAUCACUGGCCAUGGUAAAGUUGGAAACAGAAAGGAGUUCAUGAAACUCUAUUGUGAGAUGAUAACUAAAGGCUUUGUUCCGAAAACCAGCACUUAUAAUGUGCUUAUUAGUGAUUUUUCUCAGGUGGGAAAAAUGGAACAGGCUAGAGAGCUGAUGAAAGAGAUGCAAGCGAGGGGUGUGUUGCCUAACUCUGCAACCUAUGAUAUUCUAAUUUGUGGUUGGUGCGAGCUUUCUAAUAAGCUGGGGCUGGAUAAAGUGUUGAAAAGGUCAUACAAAGCAGAGGCAAAAAGACUACUAACUGAGAUGAAUGAGAAAGGAUUUGUACCAUGUGAAGGUACCCUCUCUCAUAUUGGUUUUUCCUUUUCAAAACGUGGGAAACAAGUUGAUGCCAAAAGGUUUUUGAAAGAAUUUUACAAGUGGAGGAGUAUAGAUUGAGUGGACCAUAAGCAGUUGAGUAGAUUCACCAUAUUCUGGGGCCAUCGACCUCUUCAGUGGCUUGGACAAUCUAUAUAGCAGGAUAAACAUCAGCUUCCAUAGGAACAGAAACAAUCAAGAGUUGCGUUUUCCUUCCAAUCUUUUGUAUAGCUAGUGCCUCAACAAUGACUGCUACUUCGAAAUGAAAACUAUAAGAGAUGUUGCUCAGCUGGGGCUCAAGUAGGAGCAUGAACACUGGGAAGAUCACCAUCCUGAAUAUGAUAAUAGCAAGCAGUCAUGUAGCCUUGUAUGGAUCAGUCUUCUUAGGUGAUUCGUCCUUGUUCUGUUGAGAAGAUUAAACAAAGGAAUUCUUACUGUGGUGUGGGUCAAGAGAGGAGUUCUCCAUUUCUUUUGUUCAUCCUGAAUACCCACCUUUUCCUUCUGCCUUGUUGCUCUCUCCAACUUAUGACCAAGGCAGCCUGACUGUAAUUGAUUGAAAAUUCAAGCUAUCUUCAUUUCCCGAGGGAAUUAUUCCUGCUGUAGCUACAUGAAUAGCCAUUCAAUCCCUUAAAAAUCUGACUUCGUUAAAUGUCUUCCCCUCUAAGCUCUUGAGAUCCUUGAACUCUUUUGGUGAAGUGUAUCCAUUGUAACUUAAACCUCUUUCUUAAGCUUGUUUUGUGCAUAAAUUGUAACUUAACCACCUUCCUUUAUUCUAUUUAUAUUUUGCCUUCGGUUUAUCUUUCCCCUUUCCCUUUUCUGUAGUUUUUACUUGUCAGUAGGGAAGUCAGGUGUGCAUCUAGGUAGGAAAGUGAAUUCUUUUGGAUCUGAUUUCCAGGAAGUAUUGAGGUUUUGACUGAGUGCUUGUGACUGGAAAUGAAUCAACAGUCAGCUUAGGAUUGCUUAUUUGCAUCACAUGAAUGCUGGUUGCUAUGGCAUUGGAGUCUAGUGUACUUUGCUGCAUGAAUCUCGCAGAGUUAAAUUGCAUAAGACUGGCUCUGGUUUUUAAUUCAUUUGUUUUCGUUAUGUAGAAGAAGUUUUGUAAAUCAUCAACUCUGUUCCAGCCCAGACAUCUGCAGAUGCUGAUGCUACUUUGGAUGUGAAAAUGGGUGUGGAAUUAAGAAAGAGCAAUGUUGAAUGGGUUAAAUGAAGGCCUAAAGUUGCUAGAACAUCCUUAUUAUGGGCCUAUCGCACUAGAGGUGCAGAAUCUAAUUGACUCUCCCGUUCUAGGUUCAUAUCUGUUCUUGAAAAUCGAGUGCAUCAUACUACUAGGCAUCAGAGAUCGCUUGAUUGAAGAAGUUCUUCAUCCUUCAGUUUAACUACAAAAAUGCAGAUGCAACUUCAGCUCUUGCUGAGGACCUGCUGAGAUUAGUGCCACAAAAAAGGUGUUUAAACAUACCUCAGAAUUGAAAUUAAUGCAACUGUGUCUAUGAUUGGACACUUUCUCCGAGCUGCUGGUUUGGAAGCCAUUGCAACGGUGAACACCAUCACAACAGGGUGGCAAUGUCCUACUAUAAGUCUGUAUGUUCUUUAUACUUAGUGCUUAUAAUUGAAUAGCUCUAAGCUGUGAACUAGGAAGAGUGUGCUUGUUAGAAUUCAUUAUGUGUGGAAUGAUUGGAUGAAGAGACCCAUGAAAAUUCACCCUAAACUAACCUGAAGUUUGUUUGGCAGAUGUCACUGAAAUCUAAUGUACAAACCAAACUCUUAGUCACUGGUAAGUUCUUAACACGAUAGUUGCAUAUUCAUCUCAUUGCAAUAGUGCGACGAGAUAUUUCAAAAAGAAACCUCAAGUAACUAGUGUUGUGCCAAAGGAAAUUUUAAAUGGGGGGCAGAGAAGAUGUAUAAACAAAGUAUAUACAUUUAUAUGGAUGAGAAGUUUUUCUAUUGAGGAAGCAAAUGACAAAUGACCCCGUGAAGUGUGAUAUUAAUAGUCACUGGUUAACUUAUUCAUUGAUAGUCUUGUCCUUCCUCUCCAUGCAAACAUGUUUUUGCUUGUGUGUAACCAACUAUAUUGUAGAAGAUCUUUGCCUUGGUAGAACAGUGUUAGGUAGCUGGCUGGGGUCUGUUUUGAUCUAAGAGUCUGUGGCAUUCAUUUCAUCAUCUGGAGAAUCCUGAGACCUCUGUGGCAUUUGACACUGUUACAAACAAGAAUUGGCAUUGGCAGCAUGAAGUGAAUGUUGGUGAGUGAUUACCCCGAACAAAUUGGUACUAUAUCAACAUCGGUUUGAAAGGUACAUCUCACUAUCUCAGGUUAAUUGCACGUUUGUCGUUGCAGGCAUUUCAAAUUUGUUUGGAUUUGGAGGACGCAACUCGCUGGUGGGCUUUUCAGCAUUUAACCCUUGAUUAUGCCGCUAUUGUUGCAAAUAACCUGAAUAAUUCAUCUCGUUUGUUUGAGAUCCCAGAAUUAAUUUCUCACUCAGAGCUGCCUUCUGCUAAUUGUCUAGAGUUGCUGUAGACCUUGCAUGUCGUCACAGGUAAUCAGAAAUUAAUAAUUGCCACUUCCAAAUCUAGGGGAAGAACUUUUUAUGCCUGUUCUAUCUUUAUCACUGGAAGCUAUUUACUAGUUGUAAAAGUUAUGCUUCAUCUUUGGGUCUUGUAUUACCAAAGGAUUGGCUUUAGCUUAUCGUUAUAUAAGUGAUGAGUUAUGAUCA
This is a messenger RNA of Eucalyptus grandis, 5090 nucleotides long. Its product is annotated as pentatricopeptide repeat-containing protein At5g14770, mitochondrial. Gene Ontology annotation, molecular function: protein binding. The transcript is spliced from 4 exons. The coding region runs from base 32 to 1849 and encodes 605 amino acids. The record is from RefSeq and is a predicted model, not a curated record. Lineage: Eukaryota; Viridiplantae; Streptophyta; Magnoliopsida; Myrtales; Myrtaceae.